This is a messenger RNA of Aspergillus costaricaensis CBS 115574, 1602 nucleotides long. RefSeq names its product putative carboxylesterase. The coding region runs from base 1 to 1602 and encodes 533 amino acids. The transcript has 3 exons. NCBI's taxonomy places the organism in Eukaryota, Fungi, Ascomycota, Eurotiomycetes, Eurotiales, Aspergillaceae. The record is from RefSeq and is a predicted model, not a curated record.
AUGGCCUUCCCACGCCUCCUGCUAGCCCUGUGCUUCCUGCUAACACACUCCCUCACCAGCGCCUACGACGCCCCCCUCGUCACUCUAGACUAUGGCACCUUCCAGGGCAGCUAUGAUGCCACCUACAACCUCUCCUACUUUCGCAAAAUCCCCUUUGCAGCACCCGCCACAGGCGAGAACCGCUUUCGAGCUCCUCAACCCCCGCUAAACAUCACUACCAAUGGCACCUACGACACCGACCAAUCCUUCGACAUGUGCCCUCAACGCACCGUCAACGGCUCCGAAGACUGCCUCUACCUAGGCCUCUACUCCCGACCCUGGGACACCAGCUCCUCCACCACCAACCGCCCCGUCCUCGUCGUCUUCUACGGCGGCGGCUUCAUCGAAGGCGACGCCCUCUUCGGCAUGCCCCCCAACGCCUACCCCGUCCUCAACGUCAGCACCCUAAACGACUACAUCGUCGUCUACACCAACUACCGCGUCAACGCCUUCGGCUUCCUCCCCGGCCAAGCCAUCAAAGACUCGCCCACCUCCGACCUCAACCCAGGCCUUCUCGACCAACAAUACGCCCUGAAAUGGGUCAACUCCCACAUCCACCACUUCGGCGGCAACCCCAACAACGUCUCCAUCUGGGGCCAAUCCGCCGGCGGAGGCUCCGUCGUCGCCCAAAUCCUCGCCAACGGCCGCGGCUCGAACCCCAAACUCUUCUCCAAAGCCCUCGCCAGUUCCCCCUUCUGGCCAAAAACCUACGCCUACAACGCCCCAGAAGCAGAAGCCAUCUACACCCAGCUCGUCAACCUAACGAACUGCACCACCGCCUCCGACACCCUCAAAUGCCUGAAAGAGGUAGACGUCCAGUCCAUCCGCGACGCAAGCCUCAUCAUCGACGCAGACAACACUUACACCACCUCAUCCUACACCUGGGCCCCCGUCAUCGACGGAACCUUCCUCAUCGAACCCCUCACUUCUUCCACUAUCUCCUCCAACUCCCUAAAGACAGACCUCAUCUGGGGCAUGUACAACGCCCACGAAGGCGAGAACUUCAUUCCCCCCGGACUAGAAGACACAGACACUACAAACGGAUUCAACUCCUCCCUCGCGUCCUUCCAUAACUGGUUAACCGGUUUCCUUCCCGGUCUUGAUACAAACGAUAUCAACCUCAUCGAAUCGAAAUAUUACCCUGUUUCAGGUACAGCGGAGACAUUAUCCUAUAACACGACGUUCGUACGCGCAGGGCUAGUGUACAGAGACGUGGUCCUCGCCUGUCCGGCGUAUUGGGUUGCUUCUGCGGCGAAGGAGAAGGGGUAUGUCGGGGAGUAUGUGAUUCCGCCGGCGAGACAUGGGAGUGAUACGGAGUGGUGGGACACCGUUUCGAGCGUACAACAAACUGACCCAUUAAUCUACGACGGCUACGCGGGCGCAUUCGCCAGCUUUUUCCAGACGGGGGACCCCAACGCACAUAAAUUGACGAAUGCGUCGGAGCCUGGGGUGCCGGAGGUACAGGAGUCAGGGGACGAGUUUGUGAUUGCUACGGAGGGGUUCGAGAAUGUGGGGUUGACGGAGUUGAAGGAUCGGUGUGGUGACGAAGAGGAAUCUAAGUAG